UGAAUUAUUAAGACUAGUGCAACUGGUAAAAUACCAAAAAACAUGCAUGUGACCGUUUGUUGCCACCAAAUGCCCAUUUGGUAUAUUUUGUGGGCAAAAUUUAGUGUGAUCGUAAAUAGGUGAACAAUUUGCUGUGACGCUGCCAUUUGGAUUUGGGCUCUGUGUCUCCUGUAAAAAUCCUCAAAACAAAAAAGAACGUUUUACCAAGUGUUCGGCUACGUGCAGCUAAGAGCAAACAAAACAGAAAACAAAAAAACAAAAACACAAUUGCAACUGUUGAAUGCGCGCAGCGCACACAGCAAUCGAUGUGCCACACAUUGCAUGUUUACAAACACAACGACAUUGCUGCUGCUGCUGUCGCUGUCGCUGUCGCUGCUGCUGCUGUUGCUGUUGCUGCUGCUUCUUGUUUCGCCAAAACUUGCUGCCAAAAAGUCGAAGAGAAAAAAAUUAAAUACACAAAAUUAACAAAAUAUCGAAAUCGUUGAAGUAACUAUACAAAUUUGGUGCCAGUUUAAAGAGCCAACAAAGGGCUGCAUAUCAUUUACCUGGACACAUUUGCUAUAUUAAACAUUGAAUACAUAAGUGUGCGCUGCCCGACCGACCGACCGCCCGUAUGUGGCGUUGGCGACCGACGUUGACGGCCUGCUGUCGCUUAGGCAUUUAUCUACGGCUUUUCACACAGACCAUUUGAAUCCUCAAGUGGUUCUCACACGCCGCCAGUGACCUCAUCAGCUGCCACCACCAACAACAACAACAACAACAACGACAACAACAACAAGAACAACAGUUGUUCCUGUGCCCGCUGGGCAACGUCUGCAGCGCCAAAAAAAAUUAUACUCCAGCAGCUUUUUGGAGGCGCACAGCAGCGGCAGCAGCGCUGCUAACUUCCAGAGCAUCAUAGCCGUACGGCAGGAGAGGAGGGCAGGCGAGAACGGGGAGAGAGCGGCAGAGCGUUAUAUAUAACCCAAUUGCAUGCUGAAGUUGGCUGGCAAAAGGACGCAGCCGAAGACGACAGGACGUUUAGCAUGGAUGUGGAAAGGCGGCGUCGAGCGACGGCGCUGGAGCGCGAGAUGCGCGAUCCGACGAGCAUCUGCAACGUGGACUGCCUGCUGGACACGGUAUCGGCGCUGGUCAGCGACUGCGAUCACGACUCGCUGAAGCGUCUCAAGAACAUUGAGCAAUAUGCCUAUAAAUACAAGCCGUUGGCGCAGCGCAUUAAUCAGCUGCGCAUGAAUGUGGAUGAUUUCGAUUUCAUCAAAUUGAUCGGAGCCGGCGCCUUUGGCGAGGUGCAGCUGGUGCGGCACAAGUCAUCCAGUCAGGUGUACGCGAUGAAGCGUCUGUCCAAAUUCGAGAUGAUGAAGCGACCGGAUUCGGCCUUCUUUUGGGAGGAGCGUCACAUAAUGGCGCAUGCGAAUUCCGAAUGGAUUGUCCAGCUGCAUUUUGCGUUCCAGGACAGCAAAUAUCUGUAUAUGGUAAUGGAUUUUAUGCCCGGCGGCGAUAUCGUAUCGCUAAUGGGCGACUAUGAGAUACCAGAGAAAUGGGCCAUAUUCUAUACGAUGGAAGUGGUGCUCGCUUUGGAUACCAUACACAACAUGGGCUUCGUGCAUCGCGACGUCAAGCCGGACAAUAUGCUAUUGGACAGCUAUGGCCAUUUGAAGCUAGCCGAUUUUGGCACCUGCAUGCGCAUGGGCGCCAAUGGCCAGGUGGUCUCCAGCAAUGCGGUCGGCACACCCGACUAUAUCAGUCCCGAGGUGCUGCAGUCGCAGGGCGUCGACAAUGAAUAUGGACGCGAAUGCGAUUGGUGGUCGGUGGGCAUAUUCCUUUACGAGAUGCUCUUCGGCGAGACGCCAUUCUAUGCGGACUCGCUGGUGGGCACCUAUGGCAAAAUCAUGGAUCACAAGAAUUCGCUCAGUUUUCCCGCCGAGGUGGAGAUAAGCGAGCAUGCCAAAGCCCUGAUCCGAGCCUUUCUCACGGAUCGCACACAGCGUCUGGGUCGGUAUGGCAUCGAGGAUAUCAAGGCGCAUCCGUUCUUUCGCAACGACACGUGGUCGUUUGAUAAUAUCAGAGAGAGCGUGCCGCCGGUUGUGCCGGAGCUGACGUCCGAUGAUGAUACGCGCAAUUUUGAGGAUAUUGAACGGGACGAAAAGCCGGAGGAGAUGUUUCCGGUGCCCAAGAGUUUCGAUGGCAAUCAUUUGCCCUUCAUUGGCUUCACCUAUACGGGCGACUAUCAGCUGCUCUCCAGCGACACUGUCGAUGCCGAGUCCAAGGAAUCACAGUCGGUCAACAGCAGCAGCAGCACCACCACCACCAAUCCGAACAACAAUCAUGGACACAAUCAUCGCCAUCGUCCAUCCAAUUCGAAUGAACUGAAACGUUUCGAGGCGCUGCUCGAGCGUGAACGCGCCCGCUGCGAGGCACUCGAGCAGCAGGACACACGGCUGCGGCAACAGAUCGAGCUGAUCACGAAACGGGAAUCGGAACUGCAGCGCAUCGCCAGCGAAUACGAAAUGGAUCUGGCCCUGCGGCAGCACAACUACAAAGUGGCCAUGCAGAAGGUCGAGGUGGAGAUUGAGCUGCGCAAAAAGGCGGAGGCCUUGAUUGUGGAGACACAGCGAAAGCUGGAGAAUGAGCAGAAGACGCGUAUGCGUGACCUCAACAUAAACGAGAAGGUGCUCUCGCUGGAGAAGCAGCUGCACGACAUGGAGUUGAGCUUCAAGGGCGAAACGGAGAACACACAAAAGCUGAAGAAACAGAAUGCCGAGCUGGGCUUUACGCUGAAGACGCACGAGGAGAAGGUGCGCGACAUGGACGAAAUGAUUGAGACACUGCAGAAGCACAAGGAGGAGCUCGGUCAGGAGAAUGCCGAACUGCAGGCCCAGGUGGUCCAGGAGAAGACGUUGCGCUCCCAGCUCAAGGAGCUGCACAAAGAGGCCGAAAACAAAAUGCAAACGCUGACAAACGAUCUCGAGCGGACGCUGCUGCGCGAACAGAAGGCGCAGGACGAUAACCGGACGCUGCUCGAGAAGAUUAGCGAAUUGGAGAAGACGCAUGCCAGUCUCGAUUUCGAGCUAAAGGCCGCCCAGGCGCGCUACCAGCAGGAGGUGAAGGCCCACCAGGAGACGGAAAAGUCGCGUCUCGUCUCGCGCGAGGAGGCCAACCUGCAGGAGGUGAAGGCGCUGCAGUCCAAGCUCAACGAGGAGAAAUCCGCACGCAUCAAGGCCGAUCAGAACUCGCAGGAGAAGGAGCGACAGCUGAGCAUGCUCUCCGUCGACUAUCGCCAGAUACAGUUGCGCCUCCAGAAACUGGAGGGCGAGUGCCGUCAGGAGUCGGAAAAGGUUGCCGCACUGCAGUCUCAACUGGAUCAGGAGCACAGCAAACGCAAUUCGCUGCUGUCGGAGCUCAGUCUGCACAGCUCGGAGGUGGCGCAUUUACGUUCCCGGGAAAAUCAAUUGCAAAAGGAGCUCGCGACGCAGCGGGAGGCGAAGCGACGCUUCGAGGAGGAUCUGACACAGCUGAAGGGCACCCACCACGAGGCGUUGGCCAAUAACCGGGAGCUGCAGGCCCAGCUAGAGGCCGAACAGUGCUUCUCGCGCCUGUACAAGACGCAGGCGAACGAGAACCGCGAGGAGAGCGCCGAGCGUCUGUCCAAGAUCGAGGAUCUCGAGGAGGAGCGCGUCUCGCUGAAGCAUCAAGUGCAGGUUGCGGUUGCGCGCGCCGAUUCUGAGGCGCUGGCACGUUCCAUAGCCGAGGAGACGGUCGCCGAUCUUGAGAAGGAGAAGACCAUCAAGGAGCUCGAACUGAAGGACUUCAUCAUGAAGCAUCGCAACGAGAUCAAUGCCAAGGAGGCAACAUUGGCCACGCUCAAAGAAACCGAAGCCGAUCUGCACAAGAAACUCAAACUGAAGUGCAACGAAUGGGAUGAGCUGCUGGUGCAGCACAAGAAACAGCUCGACGAGCUGCAGCAACAGCGCGCCGCCAAGGACGAGGAGAUCGCCAAGCUGGGUGAAAAAUGCAAAAACGAGGUGCUCCUCAAACAGGUCGCCGUUGCCAAGCUUGCCGAGGUCAUGAAUCGACGCGACUCCGACUGGCCAAAGCAAAAGGUCAAGGCCCGCUCCACGGCCGAGCUGCGCAAAAAGGAGAAGGAGAUGCGACGCUUGCAGCAGGAGUUGUCGCAGGAGCGCGAAAAAUACAACCAGAUGCUGCUUAAAUAUCAGGAUCUGCAGCAGCAGGCCGUCGAGGAUCAGCAGGCCAAGCAGAAGAUGAGCAUGGAGAUCGAUUGCAAGGCCACCGAAAUCGAGCAUCUUCAGAGUAAACUCAACGAGACCGCCUCGCUCUCAUCUGCCGACAAUGAUCCCGAGGAUAGUCAGCACUCCUCUCUGCUCUCACUUACACAGGACUCGGUCUUUGAGGGCGUCCUCUCCGUUCCAAAUAAGCAAAAUCGCCGUCGCGGCCAAAACUGGAAGCGCCAAUAUGUGAUCGUUUCGUCCCGCAAAAUCAUCUUCUACAAUACGGAAUAUGACAAGAAUAAAACAACAGAUCCCGUCCUCAUACUCGAUCUGAGCAAAGUGUAUCACGUGCGCAGCGUUACCCAAGGCGAUGUCAUACGCGCCGAUGCCAAAGAGAUUCCGCGCAUCUUCCAGCUGCUGUACGCCGGCGAGGGCGCCUCCCAUCGUCCCGAUGAGCAGCUCGACGCGACGCUGCAUGCCAGCAAUGAGGAGCGACCCGGCACCAUUUUACACAAGGGCCAUGAAUUCGUGCACAUUACGUACCAUACGCCAUCGUUCUGUGACGUCUGCGCCAAGCCGCUGUGGUCCAUGUUCAAGCCGCCGGCGGCCUACGAAUGCAAGAGAUGCCGCAACAAGAUACACAAGGAGCACGUGGAUAAACAUGAUCCGCUGGCGCCGUGCAAGCUGCAUCAUGAUCCGCGCAGCGCACGCGACAUGCUGCUGCUGGCCAAUACGCCCGAGGAGCAAUCGCUGUGGGUGGCACGGCUCUUGAAGCGUAUCCAAAAGAGUGGAUACAAGGCGAACUCAUCCAACAACAACAGCACCGACGGCAGCAAGAUAUCGCCCAGCCAAUCGACACGUUCCGCCUACAAGCCGUACGCGGCGAAUGUGCAGCGCUCCGCCACGCUGCCGGCCAACUCUUCGUUGAAACAAUGAAGACCUUUCCCGAGCUAUUAUAUACACACACACACACACACACACCUAUAUAUAUAUAUAUAUAUAUCGAAUGAAAUCGGAGCAUGUGAAGAAGAGCAGCUGUUGCGGCAAUUAAUUGGAUAUUGUAGCUGGCCAAAUUGGAUAAAUGUUAGCCGAGUAAAAAAAGAAAAGAAAAACAAAGUUGUCUUCUAACGUUUUAUUUAGACUGCUUUAACAAGAAGAUUGUAUCUAAUGUUUAUACUUACCAACUACAUAUAACUAAAAGAUUUACUUAAUUUAACGCUAUUUACGUACACUACACUACACAACACUACACUAUCCUAUAUACCAUGCAUACAUAUACAUAUACAUAUAUAUUUUUUGAUUAAUUUACAAAGAACAACCUCCAUAAUUAUCAAGUUGGCCUUUACUACCAACUAUCGCCAACUCGUUCGAGCCGCUUUAUUAACAACACAACAAACAAAUAAAUUUUUUUUA
Messenger RNA from Drosophila montana, 5639 nucleotides. It is a transcript of the gene Rok, whose product is annotated as Rho kinase. Gene Ontology annotation, molecular function: Rho-dependent protein serine/threonine kinase activity; ATP binding; small GTPase binding. The record is from RefSeq and is a predicted model, not a curated record. Gene Ontology annotation, cellular component: cytoskeleton; cytoplasm. NCBI's taxonomy places the organism in Eukaryota, Metazoa, Arthropoda, Insecta, Diptera, Drosophilidae. Gene Ontology annotation, biological process: mitotic cytokinesis; cortical actin cytoskeleton organization; Rho protein signal transduction.